AUGGAAGAUGGACUCCUCACAACUCCAAACAAGCGCCUCAAAGAACAUAUCAUGGACGAACUUUCACCACUUGGUUUUAAGAUGUGUUUGAGGGAGUGUUCGGUCAGAACAAUUUGUAAAUCCCUAAAUUUUCGACAGAAUACAUUAACAUGUGAAUUGUCAUCCUCUGAUGUAGAGUCACAUCCAGGGGACCUCCUUCACGACUCAGAAUAUACAUAUGCUGAAAAAAUGAAGAAACCACAGAGAUACUUUAAAGAAUGUAACGAAUCUUGUUCAUCGGGUAGCAAAUGUGUGAUUACAGCUUCAGGUCCAGCUUGUAUGAUAACUGAUUGCCCUGGUGAACAUCCAGACAAUCAGAACACCACUGUGUUUGUGAAUUCAACAAGAGUCGGUACAGUUCUGAACUAUAAGUGUAUUAUGCCCCCUUAUUCUUCUCUUGUCUCUACAUGCUUACCUAAUGGGACGUGGACUUCUCAGUCACAUCAAUGUUCUACAGCACCAGGUAUUUCUUUUCUCAAGUUCGCCUGA
Messenger RNA from Saccostrea cuccullata (small rock oyster), 528 nucleotides. RefSeq lists its product as uncharacterized. NCBI's taxonomy places the organism in Eukaryota, Metazoa, Mollusca, Bivalvia, Ostreida, Ostreidae. The transcript is spliced from 3 exons. The record is from RefSeq and is a predicted model, not a curated record. The coding region runs from base 1 to 528 and encodes 175 amino acids.